AUGAAUUCUAAAAUUAUUUUAAAAAUAAUUAUAUUUUUAAUUUCGUUAUUAUCAAUAUCAACCUAAUCAAUUAAAUUCUAAUAACCCUCAAAAAUAUCGUCUCGUCUAACCCAAGAAACUAAAGACCCUUAAUCAUAAUCUAAACCCAAUUCAGAAUCUCAACCCAAUUCUUAAUCUCAAAAUAAUCCAUAAGCAAAUUCUGAAACCGAUGACGAUGAUUUUGAUGAUAAUAGCAACUAAAAACCCACAGAUAACACAUAGACAACUUAAAAUUCUUAAAAAGAUCCUUUUUAACCUGAUAUAAGUACUGUUUAUAAAAUUUAAUCAACUCGCAUAUAGAUCGGUGAAUAUAAAAAAAUCGAACAUUAAUUUAAAAAAGAAAUUGAUGAUUAUUAACCGGUGGCUUUUAAUUAUUUUGUAGUUGAUAAAAAGCUCUCUUCAGAUAAAGAGAUUACUAUAAUGGUAAAUGGACGCGCAGACUAUUCUCAUUCUCCAUUACUUAUUAUAAGUACGUAAAAUUAAUAUCCUGAUUUAUCCUCUUAAAACGAUAUUUUCUGUGGCUUUAAAGGAGUAGAUUUUUGCUCGAUUAAUUCUCAGGAUAUUAUUGAAAAUCAUGCAUAUUAUAUCGGCAUUUUCUGCUAGAAAUCCUGCAGAUUUUCCAUCUAAGUGAUUUAUGAGACUACUUCUACACUUAAGCUUGGAGAAGUGUCCCGAUAUGUAUUCCCUGAUGACGGAAAAGCACAACAUAUGGUCGCUUAUAUUGAAGUCGAAGAAUCUUCAUCGAAUAGUAAUGCAUAUGAGCAUGUUUUAAUUGAAUCUUAUUUAUUAAAUGCUUUAGAUGUGAAUGGAUCUUUCCAUAUAUAUGUUAAAAAAGGUGAUAGUAUUCCAAACCCAAGUGAUUAUGACUAUAAUUCUGAGGAAUUAAUGUUAAAUGGACUUGCAGUUUUGAUUGAAGAUAAAGGCAAAAUUUUAAAUAAAAGUAAAUAAAUCUACACUAUAGCAAUAUCAGCGCCUUCUGGUUCUCAAAUAAUUUUACAAAGUGAAGGUUUUGGAAAAACUAGGCAAAUAUAUUUAAAUAAAGAAACAUAAGACAUGGUAUAAUAAUAAUAAAUGAGAAUUUUCGCCCUUUAUUUUAACCUUUUUAGUGUUUUCGAACUCGACAAUGACUAAUUAUCGAUUGAUUUGACCCCUUUUUUCGGAAACCCAGACUUAUAUAUAGCCGUAAAUUAACUACCGGAUGAUCCCACUAAUUUAUCUUCAUAUAAAUUUUCUUCAACCUCAAAAGAUGGAAUAGAAUCAUUAACUAUUUCAAAAGAUUCCAUUAAAAACUUGAAUAUGAUCGAUGAUGUAAUAUAUAUUGUAGUUUUUGGAGAGACAGCAUCUUCUUUUUCCCUAAUUGCCUAUUCUUCCAAUUAUUACGACCGAGGAUUAGACUUUGAUAUAGUUGAGUCUGGUUAUUUAUAAAACUCCGGAAUUAUUUCUUACCAACUUUUUAUCUAAAAAUUGAAUAAUGACACCUAAAUUACAGUCCAGGCGACUGCAAUAAGCGGAAGCAUGAACUUAUAUAUAAGAGAGUGUUUAGUUACCAGUGUUUUUGAAGAUUGCUUGAUAACAGAUAAGGAAAUAAAUGAAGAAAAAUUAUUAUAAAAAUCUAUAGAAAACCAAAAGGAUCAUAAAUUAACAAUAGACUAUAAUAUUGAUAGAUGUAGAGACGAAAAAGGCAAUAUGAGCUGUCUAUAUACUGUAGCUAUCUAAGGUAAAGGUAAAGGAGAAUCGCAUUAUAAAUUAAUGGCCAAAAGACCUAAGUAAUAAAUUUAAUUAGUCGAAAAUUAAAACUAUAGAGGAAUGAUGGACAUAAACACAUAAGAUUAUUAUAAAUUUAAUUUAAAUAAUAUUAUAUAAAAUACUGUACAUAAGGUAGUUUUCCAUUUCGUACCUAUUACAGGCUAUAUUACUGUCUUUUCUUCAAGACAAAAGCCUUUCCCUUAAGAUAUUGAUAAUUCAGAAGAUCUUUAUUCUAUAUCGGAAGAUGCCAUAGUAUAUUAAGCUAAAUAAAAUUCAUAGGAGGGUUUAAAAGGAAGCUUUUAUAUUAGUGUAUUAUCUUAGUCAGCUUGUAUUUAUAAUAUUUAUGUAAAAGUCUAUAGAAGAGAGAAUGAUGGAUAAAUACAAUCAGUUAUGAAAGAAAUAGACUUCGGAACAGUAGAGAAAGGCUAUGUAAUGUAUAAUAUACCAGAAUCUUUUUACUUUAAUAUUAAUAAAAGAACUGAUGUAAUUGAAGAAAUUACAAUUAUGGUCUAUUUUUCAAUUUUUAAAGACAGUGUAAUGGCAAAUAACAUAAAAUUAAAACCUAAUUUAGACUUAAAAUUCUUAGAAUCUUCUUAGUAAUAAAACGAAUAGUAAACUUUAAUUGAUAUUCCCAGUAUUAAAAAUAAUGAUUACUUAGCUUCGGACUUCGUAUAUAAAAAAUUCAAGCUUUUAGAAAAAGGCAAAAAGGGUUUAUAUAUGAUUUUAUUAAAUCAUACAAAUUAAAGCAUGAAAUAAUACUAAAUUUAAUUCUCAAUUAAUUUAAAUGCAAAAGAUAUUACAUAUAUAAUACCAAGAGGUGGGUAUAUAUCAGAUGUAUCUUUAUAAUCAAAUGACAAAUAUGAAAUGUAUUUAAGUGAGCCAGCUUAAAUAUACCUAGAAGUCUUCGAAUGUCUCGGAUAAGUACAAAUUAGAGCAUCUGAUUCAUUCUCAAAAGCCGAAAAUGAUGAAUUUAAUGUCAAAAGUAAGCCCUCAAUGAUUAUUGGAGAUCAUACAAUUGUUAAUUUCGAAAGAAAACAAAAAGGUCCUUUAUUUAUUACAGUUUAGCCUUUAUUAGGAGUUUAAUAUUUAAACUAAACGAAAGCUUUAUAUAUGAUUAUUCCACAUAUUAUGCCUUAGAACUAAGUUAUACCACAUUAAGUAUAUUAAAUACCAUCCAAUGGUUAAAUAAAUGCUAGUGUAAAGGAAAACUUUAAUAUUGAGCUUUAAUAAUAUAGCAAUACUAUAAAUAUAUUUUUCGGUACUAUUUAAUGUGCAAACUAAUGUAUUGAUUCGCUUUAUAAUGCUAUAGAAUAUUAGUAUACAGUACAUUUGACUAAUAAGUAAUAAUAUUUGCAAUAUUUUGCCAAAUGUGAGUUAGAAUAGGAACUUUUGAAUUCUUUAGGUUUAAAUACAACUAAUUUAGUAUAUGCAUAGAGUUAGAAAAUUUUCAAUUAAGGUGUUUAGCCAUUUAAUCAUACUUUCUAGUUUAUAGAUCUACCAAAUGGUACUUAUUAUGUUGAAAUUUAAGGUGUUGUUUAUCUUUAAUAACCUAAUAAUUUAAAAUAUAUGGAACCUUUUAGCUUUAUUUAUCCAUUCUAAUAAAUCACAGUAGGAAGUGAUUAAAUAUUUAAAAAUGUUACAAAAAUAAUUGAAACACAUACUUUUGAAAAAACUUAUAUUUUCCCAUUAUGGAUUAUGGUAAUUAUAGGCAUUUUGCUAUGCUUAUUGAUUAUAAUAUGCAUUUAUAAAUAAGUAAAAAUGUUCAUUAUUAGAAGAAAUUAUAGAAUAGCUAUGGCUAGAAUUGAUAAAGAAGAAGGAUAAAUUGAAAAUGAGAACAAUGGAGAUAAUAUUAAUGAUGAUGAUGAAAAAUAAAAAAACAUUGAUAAAAAAAAAUUGAAUUAAUGA
This is a messenger RNA of Ichthyophthirius multifiliis, 3690 nucleotides long. RefSeq lists its product as hypothetical. NCBI's taxonomy places the organism in Eukaryota, Ciliophora, Oligohymenophorea, Hymenostomatida. The record is from RefSeq and is a predicted model, not a curated record. The transcript is spliced from 2 exons.